GCGCCAUUUUGCUGGGGUUUGAAUGUGAGGCGGAGUGGCGUCCGCAGCGGGUUGUGUCGGCUACAGUUCGCAGCUGGGAUUCCCUUGUCCGUCCCCGUAUCCCCACGAGGUUUUACAACAAUGGAGCUCAGUGAUGCAAAUUUACAAACACUAACAGAAUAUUUAAAGAAAACCCUUGAUCCUGAUCCUGCCAUCAGACGUCCGGCUGAGAAAUUUCUUGAAUCUGUAGAAGGAAAUCAGAACUACCCACUGUUACUUUUAACAUUACUGGAGAAGUCCCAGGACAAUGUCAUCAAAGUCUGUGCUUCAGUAACCUUCAAGAAUUAUAUUAAAAGAAACUGGAGGAUAGUUGAAGAUGAACCAAACAAAAUUUGUGAAGCUGAUCGAGUAGCCAUUAAAGCCAACAUUGUACAUUUGAUGCUUAGCAGCCCAGAGCAGAUCCAGAAGCAGUUGAGUGAUGCCAUUAGCAUUAUUGGCAGAGAAGAUUUCCCUCAGAAAUGGCCUGAUUUGUUGACAGAAAUGGUGAAUCGCUUUCAGAGUGGAGAUUUCCAUGUUAUUAAUGGAGUCCUUCGUACAGCACAUUCAUUAUUUAAAAGAUAUCGCCAUGAAUUUAAGUCAAAUGAGUUAUGGACUGAAAUUAAACUUGUUCUGGAUGCCUUUGCUUUGCCUUUGACCAAUCUUUUUAAGGCUACCAUUGAGUUGUGCAGCACCCAUGCUAAUGAUGCCUCUGCUUUGAGGAUUCUGUUUUCUUCCUUGAUCUUGAUCUCAAAAUUAUUCUAUAGUUUAAACUUUCAGGAUCUCCCUGAAUUUUUUGAAGAUAAUAUGGAAACUUGGAUGAAUAAUUUUCACACCCUAUUGACAUUGGAUAAUAAGCUUCUACAAACAGAUGAUGAAGAGGAAGCAGGCUUACUGGAGCUUUUGAAGUCCCAGAUUUGUGAUAAUGCUGCACUCUAUGCACAAAAAUAUGAUGAAGAAUUUCAACGGUACCUGCCUCGUUUUGUCACAGCCAUCUGGAACUUACUAGUUACAACAGGUCAAGAAGUUAAAUAUGAUUUGUUGGUAAGUAAUGCAAUUCAAUUUCUGGCUUCAGUUUGUGAGAGACCUCAUUAUAAGAAUCUGUUUGAGGACCAGAACACGCUGACAAGUAUCUGUGAGAAGGUUAUUGUGCCUAACAUGGAAUUUAGAGCUGCUGAUGAAGAAGCAUUUGAGGACAAUUCUGAAGAGUACAUAAGAAGAGAUUUGGAAGGAUCUGUGAAUGAAUUUCCUGUGCUUAAAGCUGAUGGCAUCAAAUACAUUAUGAUUUUUAGGAACCAAGUACCAAAAGAGCAUCUUUUAGUCUCUAUUCCUCUCUUAAUUAAUCAUCUUCAAGCAGAAAGUAUUGUCGUUCAUACAUAUGCAGCACAUGCACUGGAAAGGCUGUUUACCAUGAGAGGGCCUAACAAUGCCACUCUUUUUACAGCUGCAGAAAUCGCACCGUUUGUUGAGAUUCUGCUAACAAACCUUUUCAAAGCUCUCACACUUCCUGGCUCUUCAGAAAAUGAAUAUAUUAUGAAAGCUAUCAUGAGAAGUUUUUCCCUCCUGCAAGAAGCCAUAAUCCCCUACAUCCCUACCCUCAUCUCUCAGCUUACACAGAAGCUCUUAGCUGUUAGUAAGAAUCCAAGCAAACCACACUUUAACCAUUACAUGUUUGAGGCGAUUUGCUUGUCCAUAAGAAUAACCUGCAAAGCUAACCCUGCUGCUGUUGUGAACUUCGAGGAAGCUUUGUUUCUGGUGUUCACUGAAAUCUUGCAGAAUGAUGUGCAAGAAUUCGUCCCAUACGUCUUUCAAGUGAUGUCUCUGCUUCUGGAAACACACAAGAAUGACAUCCCAUCCUCCUACAUGGCCUUAUUUCCUCACCUCCUCCAGCCUGUUCUCUGGGAAAGAACAGGGAACAUCCCAGCUCUUGUGAGGCUCCUGCAGGCAUUCUUAGAGCGCGGGUCCAAUACAAUAGCAAGCGCUGCAGCCGACAAAAUUCCCGGAUUACUGGGUGUCUUCCAGAAGUUGAUAGCAUCCAAAGCAAAUGACCACCAAGGCUUUUAUCUUCUCAACAGUAUAAUAGAGCACAUGCCACCUGAAUCAGUUGAUCAGUACAGGAAACAAAUCUUCAUUCUGCUCUUCCAAAGACUUCAGAAUUCCAAAACCACAAAGUUUAUCAAGAGUUUCUUAGUCUUCAUUAAUUUGUAUUGCAUAAGAUACGGGGCACUAGCCUUACAAGAAAUAUUUGAUGGUAUACAACCAAAAAUGUUUGGAAUGGUUUUGGAAAAAAUCAUUAUUCCUGAAAUUCAGAAAGUGUCUGGAAAUGUGGAGAAAAAGAUCUGUGCGGUUGGCAUAACCAAAUUACUCACCGAGUGUCCCCCAAUGAUGGACACGGAGUACACCAAGCUGUGGACUCCUUUAUUACAGUCUCUCAUCGGCCUUUUUGAGUUACCUGAGGAUGACAGCAUUCCCGAUGAAGAGCACUUCAUUGACAUAGAGGACACGCCUGGGUACCAGACGGCCUUCUCACAGCUGGCGUUUGCUGGGAAGAAGGAGCACGACCCCGUAGGCCAGAUGGUGAACAACCCCAAAAUUCACCUGGCACAGUCACUGCACAAGUUGUCCACGGCCUGUCCAGGAAGGGUUCCCUCUAUGGUGAGCACCAGCCUGAACGCGGAAGCGCUGCAGUAUCUUCAAGGGUACCUCCAGGCGGCCAGUGUGACGCUGCUGUGACACUUCUGUGACACCACGUGAUGCUGCUGUGACCACUUACCGCUCUUCAUUGAGCGCAGGCCUGAGCUCAGCUGCACUGAAACGUUUUUCCAUUGGACAUGGCACGGAUUCCCUCUUGUAAGGAUAUUGAAUGCUGCUUUGAUAAGCUGAGCCUUGAGCGAAUGAGGUAGUGGUGUGGUCAUCGCGUAAGCAGGGACUUGGCAGUGUGGAGGGACACAUAGUAGCGGUGCGGUGUGGGCCAUCUGUUUUGAGUUGAGCAUUUGCACGGUUUGGAUAAUUUUACAUUCUUGACGGACACUGACUGUGGAGACUAAUUUCUGUUACUAAAUCCUUUUGUUUGAAGCUGUUGCUGGUUUGUAUUUUUGUCCUUUGUAUGUUUUGUCUGUUUCUUUAAGUUUUUAUUGGAAAUGUGAGAAAGUUUAAAAAAAAAAGUGUAUCUUGCCAAGCAGUGCACAUUUCAUAGUGAACGUCUGUAAUUAGCAAUAAAGCAAAGCCGAAAAUAUG
This is a messenger RNA of Dipodomys ordii (Ord's kangaroo rat), 3252 nucleotides long. It is a transcript of the gene Cse1l, whose product is annotated as CSE1 chromosome segregation 1-like (yeast). The transcript has 23 exons. Gene Ontology annotation, biological process: protein export from nucleus; protein import into nucleus. The coding region runs from base 121 to 2748 and encodes 875 amino acids. The record is from RefSeq and is a predicted model, not a curated record. Gene Ontology annotation, cellular component: cytosol; nuclear envelope. Gene Ontology annotation, molecular function: small GTPase binding; nuclear export signal receptor activity. Lineage: Eukaryota; Metazoa; Chordata; Mammalia; Rodentia; Heteromyidae.